AUGAUUUUAUAGCAAGAUUUAGAGGAAGAUCAGAAAAGAUAAGUAUAUGAAUAGUUAGGUGAUAAUCCUACUGAUGUCGAUAUUAAAUAUAUUAGCUAUUUACUAAAGAUUCCAUUAUUCACAAUUAGAUAAUGGUUAGAUGAAAAAGAAGGACUUGAUGUUCAAAUUGAAAUCUAACCUGAAGAAGAGAAAGAUGUAGAAAUUAUAGGUAAUACAUAAAAAAAAAUUAAAUUAUAAAGUCUUCAAAAUCUAUAAGUGAAGGAAGAAGGUAUUUCAAAAUAACAAUUAUCUGAAUAACAGAAAAAAUAAAAUAAAUCUAUAGAAUCUAAAGAUAAAGUAAAAUAAAAUAAAAAGAAAGAAGUGAAUAAAUCUAACUUGACUAAUAAAAAAAUCUAAAAAUUAAAUACUAAAAAUUAAAAUAUCUCAAAUCAUCCCUCUUAAGAUAAAAAAUAAUCUGAUAAUAAUAAUAAAAAUUAGAAAUAAUAAAAUAAUUUUAACUUAUUAAAAUAAUUCGACUAAAUUUAAUAAAGUUUAGCAGAAAUAUUAUAAAAUGAUAUUUCAUUAAAAUAACCCUAAUAAGAGAAAACAUAAAAUAAGUAAGAUUAAUAAAAGAUAGUUACUAAAACAACUCAAAUAUAACCUUAAAAUAAAUAAACUGAGUAAUUGUCAAAACCUUUAAGAAUUUGCAUUUAAAAUUAAGAUCAAAUUAAAAAGUAAUCUUAAUAAAAAAAUUAAACAACAUCUUAAUUAAAUUAAAAUAAAUUGAAUUCCUCAACACAAUCUGAUUUGAAUUCAUAAGCUGCAAUUAUGCCAUAAACAAACUUACCAUUAUAAUAAUAAAUUGGAAAAGAUUCUCCUUAAACAAAUACAACUAAAUAAAAUCUUGUAUAAUAAUCAAGUAAUUAAUAAAAACAAAACUAAUAGAGUCAUCAUUAAAAAAAAGACAAAUUUAAACAUAUUAUAGUAUUAGAUGAUGAUUUAAAUAUAAACUAAAACAAUAAUAGUCAUAAGAAAUAAAUUACAUAACUUAAAUAAUUAGGAAAAGAUUAGAAUCAACAACAAUUAAUUGUAAACAAUAAUUUAAAUUAAAAAUUAACAAACAAAGAUUAAAAUAAUUUAGAUUAAAAAAAUCAUAAUUUAAAUUCAAGUCAAUAAAGUGUUACUUAGAUAUCAAAUUAACUACCUUAAAUCAAUAAUCAAAGAGAGAAUAUUGAUUAAAAAUAGAAAAACUCAAAUGAUUAGGAAUACAAUUAUUAAAAUGAAUAAAAUUAGACCUAAAAAGAAAUUGGCUUAAAUUCUAAUUAUUCAUAAUAAUAAUAAGAAAUAUCUAAAUAAACAACUAUAAUAGAAUCUUAAAAUCUCUAUAAUUAACCUUCAGAAUAAAUAUAAUCAUCAAUAAUUCCAAAUUAGUAUGAAUAAUAGUAAAAUAUUAAUGAGAACAAAGAUAAUAUUAAUAUUUAAUAGAUAUUAGAUUAAAAAUAAAGCUUAAAUUAGAAUGAUAUAUCAGAUACCUAUUAACUUUAAAGAUUUCCAGGUAUAAAUUAACAUCAAUAACACUUAUUAUGCCCAAAUAAUCAAAAUCUUAUAAUUCCUUAGAAAAAUUAAAAUAUAGAUUAUUUAAUAACUAAACAAGCAUCAGUUACAUCUGAAUUGAGUUUAAUUCAAUAAUAAUUAAGUUAGGCUUUACAUUAACCAAAUUCAUAAAAUCAUGAAGUUUCAUAGUAAUAUUAUGGAUCUUAAGAAUUUAUGACAAUAUUGAAUUAGCAUUCUUAAACAUUAACAUAAGUAGUAUCAAUGUUAUCAACGAUAGCAAAUUUUUAGUUCUCUUUGAUGGAAAGAUUAAAUUUGGUUUACAAUUCAGUCAGCAAUAGUUGA
Paramecium pentaurelia is the source of this 1875-nucleotide messenger RNA. NCBI's taxonomy places the organism in Eukaryota, Ciliophora, Oligohymenophorea, Peniculida, Parameciidae. The record is from the annotation of a GenBank genome assembly.